AUGGAAAGACGGGAUGCAGACCUGUUUGGGGUUGUGGAAGGGAAACGUUGAGAAAACAUUUUGGCUGUAGCAAAAAGGGAGGUGGACCGAGUUCAGGAGGAGGUAAGAGACAGAAUUAAGGACUCGGAUUAAGCUGAAGAAAGGGGGUUGGACCCCCUUUGGGCUACAGAGAGGAUGGAUCAGAUGAGGACCAAGAAAGGAGCGACGGAAUCCUUUUUAAACGGCCAAAGGACUAGGCUUGGAAGGGAAAAAGGGCGGGCUAGGAUCCGGCUCAUCUGUUAGCCUCUCAAGAAGAUGGACAGAAGAAAUGACUAUGGUUAUCGAAUGCCCACAUUCCAGGGCCCUCUGCCUCCCCCUGGGAGCCUAGGGCCUCCUUUCUCUUCAGAUGUACAGACUGAGACCACAGAGAAGGACAGCGUCCUGCUGAUGCAUACCCUGUUGUCGGCAUCCAAGGACCCACCUAUUGCCAGCAGGUCUAAGAAAAGCAAGACCAAGAAGACUUCUGUUAAAGCUAUUACUAAGACCACACCCACUCCCCCUCCAGUCCCAUCUGCCAAUGAUGUUGCUAGCAACAAGCCUAAAGUAACUCUGCAGGCUUUAAACCUACCAGUGUUCACCCAGAUCAGCCAGGCUUCAAAUACUACUGAGGCAGCUAAUGUCCAGGCUUCAGUUACUGCUCAGCCCAAGAAAGCCAGGACAAAGAGAGUUACUCCCAAGUUAUCCCUGACUGGCACUGAGGAUGUCACUACACAGCUCAAGUCACCCUUAAAGGCCCUAAAUCUACCAGUUACCUCACCAACUAUCCAGUCUCCAAUUGCCAAUGAAUCAGCUAAUUCCCUGGCCUUAAUAGCUGUCAGCAAGCCCAAGAAAACUUCUAAGGCAAAGAAGGCUGCCAAUAAGACCAUACCUAGUGCUACAGAGAUGUCACUGACUUCGACUGCCACCCACACAGCUACUACCCAAGGUCAAACUGCUAAGGAGACAGCUAGUAUCCAGGCCACAGCAGCCACUAUCCGAACCAAGAAAACUUCCAAAGCUAAAAGGACAACUGCUAAGACCAUAAAUACUGACACUGAAUAUGUAGAGUCCUCAAAUGCCCUGGAGGGAUCUAGCAGACAGAUUGAGGCCUCAACUGUAGGUCUAAGGCCCAAAAAGCCCAAGGGGAAGAAAGUUGCCAACAAAGGCCCCAAUUGUGCUUCUGAGCACUCUGAGGCGCAACCUGCCAUUCAAAUGGUCACAAACCAUGCCCUAUCAGUCACCGUACGGAUCAGGAGAGGGUCUAGGGCUCGAAAGGCUGCCACUAAGACUCGGGUUCAAGAAAGCCAGGCUCAAAUCACCGACCAAGGAGCUCAGGCCAAGACGGCUACCUCUCAGGCCAGCAUAAGUGCCCUUGAGACUCAGGUUGCUGCUGCUGUACAGGCCUUGGCAGAUGACUAUCUGGCUCAGUUGAGUUUAGAGCCCACAACCAGAACCCGGGGCAAGAGGAACCGGAAGUCUAAGCAUCCUAAUGGAGAAGAAAGAACUGGGAGUAAUUACAGGCGGAUCCCAUGGUGCCGGAGGCCUCCACCACCGCGAGAUGUGGCCAUUUUGCAGGAAAGGGCAAAUAAGUUGGUGAAAUACCUGUUGGUUAAGGACCAGACAAAGAUUCCCAUCAAGCGCUCAGACAUGCUGAAGGAUGUCAUCCAAGAAUAUGAUGAGUAUUUCCCAGAAAUCAUUGAACGAGCAAGCUAUGCUCUGGAGAAGAUGUUUCGAGUCAAUCUGAAGGAAAUUGAUAAGCAAAGUAGCUUGUAUAUUCUUAUCAGCACUCAGGAGUCUUCUGCAGGCAUUCUGGGAACGACCAAGGACACACCUAAGCUGGGUCUCCUCAUGGUGAUUCUGAGUGUCAUUUUCAUGAACGGCAACAAGGCCAGUGAGGCGGUCAUCUGGGAGGUGCUGCGCAAGUUGGGGCUGCGCCCUGGGGUUAGACAUUCACUUUUUGGAGAAGUGAGAAAACUCAUCACAGAUGAAUUCGUGAAGCAGAAGUAUCUGGAAUACAAGAGGGUCCCCAACAGCAGACCACCUGAAUAUGAAUUCUUCUGGGGCCUGCGAUCUUACCAUGAAACUAGCAAGAUGAAAGUCCUGAAAUUUGCAUGCAAGGUACAGAAGAAAGAUCCUAAAGACUGGGCUGCUCAGUACCGGGAGGCAGUAGAGAUGGAUGUUCAGGCUGCAGCUGUGGCUGUGGCUGAGGCUGAGGCCAGGGCUGAGGCAAGAGCCCAAAUGGGGAUUGGAGAGGAAGCUGUGGCUGGGCCCUGGAAUUGGGAUGACAUGGAUAUUGACUGUUUGACAAGGGAAGAGUUGGGUGAUGAUGCUCAGGCCUGGAACAGAUUUUCCUUUGAAAUUGAUUCCAGAGCCCAAGAAAAUGCAGAUUCCACCAACAAUCUCAACUUCAACCAAGGAGCUAGUACUAGAAAUAGCUUCAGUGAUGGCACCAAUAUUAGCUUUGGUGGUAUAAGCAACCCCAGUGGUGGCUUUGGUGGCAUACCCAACUCCAAUGGUGGCUUUGGUGGCAUACCCAAUGCCAAUGGUGGCUUUGGUGGCAGAAAUGGCAUUACCUUUGGUAGUGCACCCAACACCUCUGCCAACUUCAGCAGUGCAGCGAGUAUUAGCUUCGGUGACACAUCCAACACUAGCACUAGUUUCAGUGGUGGAGCCAGCAUUAGCUUCAGUGGCACACCCAAUACUAGUGGCACUUUCUGCAAUACAGCCAGCAUUAGCUUUGGCAGUGCAUCCAGCACCAGCACUAGUUUCAGCAGUGGAGCCAGCAUUAGCUUUGGCGGUGCACCCAACACCAGCACUAGUUUCAGCAGCACAGCCACCAUUAGCUUUGGUGGUGCACCCAGCACGAACACUAGUUUCAGCAGCACAGCCAGCAUUAGCUUUGGCGGUGCACCCAGCAUUAGCAGUACUUUCAGUGGUGGGUCCAGCAUUAGCUUUGGUGGUUCUCCUACCACCAGUACCAGUUUCAGUGGUGGAGCCAGUAUUAGUUUUGGUGGUUCACCUUGUACCAGUGCCAGUUUCAAUGGUGGAGCCAGCUGUGGCUUUGGAGGCACACUUAGCAGUAGCACAGCUGGCUUUAGUGGCGCACUCAGCUCAAGCACCAGUUUUGGCAGUGCACCUACCACGAGCACUGUCUUCAGUGGUGCAGUUAGCACCACCACUGGCUUUGGGGGCACUCUUAGCACCAGUGUCUGCUUUGGUAGCUCACCCUGCUCUGGUGCUGGCUUUGGAGGCACACUCAGUACCAGUAUCUGCUUUGGUGGAUCUCCUAGCACCAAUACUGGUUUUGGUGGUACACUCAGCACCAGUGUUUCCUUUGGUGCUUCUUCUAGCACCAGCUCUGACUUCGGUGGCACACUAAGCACUAGUGUCAGCUUUGGUGGCUCUUCAGGCACCAGUGCAGGCUUUGGCAGUACACUCAACAGCAGUACCGGCUUUGGUGGUGCCAUUAGCACCAGCGCUGGCUUUGGCAAUGCACUCAACAGCAGUGCCAGCUUUGGCGGUGCCAUAAGUACUGGCUUUGGUGGUGCACUCAAUAGCAGUGCUAGCUUUGGCGGUGCCAUAAACACCAGCACCGGCUUUGGCAAUUCACUGAACAGCAGUGCCAGCUUUGGUGGUGCCAUCAGCACCAGUUCUGGCUUCGGUAGUGCACUCAGCACCAGUGCCAGCUUUGGUGGUGCACUCAAUGGCAGUGCUGGCUUUGGCGGUGCCAUCAGCACCAGUGCCAGCUUUGGUAAUGCACUCAAUGGCAGUGCUGGCUUUGGCGGUGCCAUCAGCACCAGUGCCAGCUUUGGUAAUGCACUCAAUGGCAGUGCUGGCUUUGGCGGUGCCAUAAGCACCAGUGCCAGCUUUGGUGGUGCACUCAAUGGCAGUACUGGCUUUGGCGGUGCCAUAAGCACCAGUGCCAGCUUUGGUGGUGCACUCAAUGGCAGUGCUGGCUUUGGCGGUGCCAUCAGCACCAGUGCCAGCUUUGACGGUGCACUUAAUAGCGCUGGCUUCAGUGGUGCCAUCAGCACCAGUGCCGGCUUCGGUAAUGCACUCAGUAACAGUGCUGGCUUUGGCGGUGCCAUCAGCACCAGUGCCAGCUUUGGCGGUGCACUCAGCACCAACCCCGACUUUGGUGGUGCAUUCAGUACCAGUGUUGGCUUCGGUGGGGCACUUAGUACCACUGACUUUGGCAGUACCCACAGCAACAGCAUUAGCUUUGGCAGUGCUCCCACUACCAGUGUUAGCUUUGGUAGUUCUCACAGCACUAACCUCUGUUUUGGUGGAGCACCCAGCAACAGUCUCUGUUUUGGCAGUGCGUCUAACACCAACCUAUGCUUUGGAGGCUCUUCUAGCACCAACUCCUGCUUUAGUGGUGCUUCCAGUGCCAAUUACAGUGAGGGGCACAGCACCAGUUCCAUUUUCAGCUUUGGGAAUGGGCUAAGUACAAGUGCUGGCUUUGGAAAUGGAUUGGGCACCAGUGCUGGCUUUGGCAGCAGCCUAGGUACCAGCACUGGCUUUGGAGGAAGCUUAGGCCCCAGUGCUAGCUUCAAUGGUGGCCUGGGCAGCAGCAAUGGCUUUGGUGGUGGAGUAAAUCCUAAUGCUGACUUUGGUGGGGGACUGGGUACCAGUGCUGGCUUCAAUGGUGGACUAAACACUAGCACUGAUUUUGGUGGUGGACUGGGCACUAGCACUGGCUUUGGCGAUGGACUGGGCAGCAGCACUGGCUUUGGUGGUGGACUGGUCACUAAUGAUGGCUUUGCUGGUGACCUGAAUACCAAUACUGGUUUUGGCGGCACACUUGGCACUGGUGCAGGCUUUGGUGUAAGCCUCGGCACUGGCGAUGGCUUUGGCAGUGGGUCUAAUGCCAGCUUCGACAGAGGACUGAAUACCAUCAUUGGCUUUGGCAGUGAUUCCAACACCAGCAGUGGCUUUACUGGUGAACCCAGCACCGGCUCCAGCUUCAGUAAUGGACCCAGUUCUAUUGUUGGCUUUAGUGGUGGACCAAGCACUGGUGCUGGCUUCUGCAGUGGACCAAGCACUGGUAGCUUUGGUGGUGGACCAAGCACAGGAGCUGGCUUUGGCGGACCGAGCACUGGAGGUGGCUUCGGAGGACCAAGCACUGCAGCUGGCUUUGGUGGUGGACUGAGCAGCAGUGCUGGCUUUGGUGGUGGACUGAACACCAGUACUGGAUUCAGCGGUGGACCAAGCACCGGUACUGGUUUUGGUGGUGGAGCCACUAACCUCGGUCCCUGUGGCUUCUCUUACGGCUAAUGAAGUUUCAGGUUUGUUGCCCAUGUUUACAGAUAAUGCUAAUGCAGCAGUAAUUCCCAUGGAGCCAAUGUGCAGCUUUGGAAUCGUUGUCCACACAGCAGCCUAAGCAGCUACUACCCAUUAGCUGAGUGAAACACUAUGAAAAUUCUGCUGUUCCUGCUUUGUGUUUGCUUCCCGUGUUGUUGUCAUAUUUUGGUAUCAGAGUUACAUUAAAUUUGCCAAAGGAA
Molecule: messenger RNA, 5522 nt
Organism: Phodopus roborovskii (desert hamster)
Lineage: Eukaryota; Metazoa; Chordata; Mammalia; Rodentia; Cricetidae
Gene: Tro
Product: trophinin
Exons: 13
Coding region: 295-5295 (1666 amino acids)
Source: RefSeq, a predicted model, not a curated record